Gregarina niphandrodes is the source of this 1650-nucleotide messenger RNA. RefSeq lists its product as hypothetical. The transcript has a single exon. Bases 1 to 1650 code for a protein of 549 amino acids. The record is from RefSeq and is a predicted model, not a curated record. NCBI's taxonomy places the organism in Eukaryota, Apicomplexa, Conoidasida, Eugregarinorida, Gregarinidae.
AUGAAGACAAUGGCGUGUUGCGAAUCGAAGGGUGUUGGCGCCGGGGAACUUCUCGCAUGGCUCAUGAACUCCGAGGGGGUCCAGCCGGCGGUUGAUGACUGUGUUGUGGCCAUGUUGACACUGGCUGUGCCGAAGAGAGUGAGACGUCCGAUAACAGAGAGAAAUCGGAUUGUGCAAUUUAUCAUUGCGGCGCCUAAAGACCCCUUGACCAAGUUAAUCAGAGACAACCAAGUGGGUACGGCUGACUCGGAUGAAGAGACUCCAUUGGCUGAGGAGGGGAGACGAUUUGGCUGGCUCCGCGCAUGCUCCCGCAUUUUAAUGGUCCGUUCCGAUCGUGAGACCUAUGGUCUGGCCGAGGGUAUGGCCAUGAGUGAGCUUAGGGAGUACUUACAACACGUCGACCCGGGGAAUAAGUUCUCCGAAGUCACCGAACGAAUAUGUCACGAGAGCGCGGGUCGGUCGAUGUCGGAGUUGCGAGAGAUACAGAAGAAGGCGUACGAAGACCUGGAUAAUGAGCAAUUGAAGGUCGCGACCUGCAGACCCCUGACGCGUGAGGAGCUCGAAGACCUUCGCGCUUUCUCAGAUACACUGUCAGAAGAGUGGCUGUCGUUGUUACGUCGAUACAGGGGGUUUGACGUCCCACCCGAUUUAGGUAACGGUUCAGAUGUCGAGGCUGGUCGGUCUUGCUGUUCGACACAAUGUAUGCCGAAGCCAUGUAUCACGAAUCGUUGUCGCCUGGCUCUUUCUGUCAGUGCUGCCUUACUUGGUGGAUUAUCUGUAUGGGGGAUAUGGCACUGGGUGUCAUCUGAAUACGGUUCUUCCUUGGUCGAUGGGACAGCAGCUAAACGAAUGUUGGAGAGCUCGAGUACUCCAAGCACGGACCACACCGCCAUGAGCGAGGCAGAAACGAUCCCAUGGUAUGGGAGUCAGUUUAACGUUCCAUUGAGCAGACAGGCGUUGGACGGGCUCCGAACCAUGAAGUCGGAAUGUCAGGAGGCGCUCAACUCAUCGGGCUACAUGGAUGGCAGCUGGCCCAUUAUGAAUCGGGUGUUAGGAUCAUAUCCGUGUGAGGCUCACAGUGGGCAAUUGCUGUGCGGAACACGUGACGCUAACAUGACUCGCACGUGCCAUCAUUUUGGCGGUCCAUGGACGUACGACGCCUUUGCGGUGAGGAAUGCGAUUGGGAACGACCAAGAUUGCGUUGUACGCUGCGAUAAUGAAACUGAAAUGGCGCGCCAUACGUGGGAGGAGGUCCACCGACGCUUGCGUUUCUUUCCUUCGUAUCGACCCUCCUACUCGAGCGAAGCGACCGUUGAGGAUUUCCAGAGCAUACUGGAUGACCGCUACCCUCUCGUUGGCAGCUGCUUAAUGCGGGGUUUCGACUGUGCUGACGCAUCCGAUUUCUGUGAUUUAGGAACUCUCGCCUGUCGCAUCCGUGACAAGGUGGAAAAUGUUUCGCGGAUGGUGGCGUCACUUCAUUAUGGAGUGCGUGUGCGAGAUGCGUUUGAACGCAUGACUCCGUUCAAAACUAAUGCCGAAAUCUACGAGACCGAAUGGUGCAGUUAUGAUUGUCGGCAGUUGAGUUCGUUGUACGCAAACGCCCUUAAAAAUGUGCUGGAGGCAGACCAUACAGAGGAUGGGAGGCUUUAA